AUGAGCGGCCGCAUCAGCAAUCGAAGCGUCGUCGUCGGCGUACGAGACGCGGCCGGUGGAGGAUCCAGUGAUGAUAAGGACAAUCCCAAUGAGUUCGAUGCACUUUAUGCCGAUAGUCAGAACAGUUCGGCACCGAACACAUCAACGAUUCUACUCGGAAACCUUGAGAUGAGGUGUAAAAGAUUUCGUUUGAAUAUUUCAAUGAAACAUCGCAUCCGAUGGGUGAUAUUCGUGCUGACGUGGCUGCAAUUGGGUAGCGUCAUGAACUGUGUCGACGUCUUCUCAUUCUCGAUGGUUUACAUGGAGAAGAAUUCGACAAUUGCUGCAGAAGCAGGUCGUGAUGAUAUCUACAUCUACACAUUAGAAGAGAAAUCAAGUCUGAUCUCAGCAAUGGCAAUCGGUUCUCUUAUUGGAAUGUAUCCGCAGAAUUCUCUGAUGCAGAAAUACGGACCACGUAUUGUACUCACUGUAGCCAGUUUUCUCUGUGCUAUCGUCACUGCCUUCAUGCCAUGGGCACUUGACACGAAUUACCACGUGGCACUUGUAUUCCGGAUACUUCAGGGAAUUUUGUAUUCUGCCGAUUUUGGCGUCGUCGGAUACGUGGUUGCAAAAUGGUCUCCGAUUAAAGAAGUUGGAAUGUCUUUGGCAGCUUUGAGCGGAUUUACAGCCGCUAGAGCUGUUAUUCAACUCCCUUUGGCUGGAUGGACGACUUCAAAUAUUGGAUGGAGACCAAUCUACUACUUACUCUCAGUUAUUCUCCUCAUUUCUUCUGUAAUUUGGUUUUGCUUUUAUCGUGACGAACCAGACGAACAUUGUAUGAUGACACAGUCAGAACUUACUCAUAUAAACACUGGAAAAGUGAAAGAUAAGAAGGAUAAAAAGACUCCAUAUCGAGAAGUUCUCACUGAAAAGUCUGUUUGGGCUGUUUGGUUCGCUGGAUUCGCCGAUAUCUUUGCCAGUUUUGUAUUUCUUGUAUAUGGUGCACAGUACUAUCAAUACCUUGGAAUGGAUAUUCAGGCUAACGCAUGGCUAAAUUCAAUGAAAGGUUAUCUAUUUAUCGGUGUUCGUGUCAUUGCUGGUAUCGCCUCCGAUCGUAUUCAAUUUCUACCGGAGAAAUCAAAAUUGCGGUUAUUCAACACGAUCUCAUUGCAAGUACCCGCCUUUUUUCUUAUUCUCGUUGUUUUAAUGCCCCGUGAACAUCCAUAUCUACAUGUCAUUUGCAUAACAUUCUAUCAGGCAUCGUUCGGGUUCAAUUGUGGAGGAUUCUACAAAGGCGCCGCUUUGAUAUCAAGACAAUUCUCAUACUUUGUCAUCGGGUAUAUUCAGUUAUUCAAAUCGUUGGCAACUCUCCUUGAACCCGUUCUGUUUUCUCUUCUUGUUCUUCCGGGAAGCGAGGAUUCUGAACUUUCAUGGACCAGUUAUUUCCUGAUCCACGCACUCACAUUGACUGUUGCUAACACGGUAUACGUCAUUUUUGCUCGAUCAGAACCUGCCGAUUUUGUGUCGAAUGCCGAUUUAGAACUCAGCAAGCCCCAGCUUCCCUGCGAAACCUCGAUCAAUUAA
This is a messenger RNA of Caenorhabditis remanei, 1563 nucleotides long. RefSeq lists its product as uncharacterized. Bases 1 to 1563 code for a protein of 520 amino acids. Gene Ontology annotation, biological process: transmembrane transport. The transcript is spliced from 8 exons. NCBI's taxonomy places the organism in Eukaryota, Metazoa, Nematoda, Chromadorea, Rhabditida, Rhabditidae. Gene Ontology annotation, molecular function: transmembrane transporter activity. The record is from RefSeq and is a predicted model, not a curated record.